Gadus chalcogrammus (walleye pollock) is the source of this 6065-nucleotide messenger RNA. RefSeq names its product microtubule cross-linking factor 1. Bases 657 to 6065 code for a protein of 1802 amino acids. The record is from RefSeq and is a predicted model, not a curated record. Gene Ontology annotation, biological process: regulation of autophagy. The transcript is spliced from 15 exons. Lineage: Eukaryota; Metazoa; Chordata; Actinopteri; Gadiformes; Gadidae.
GCUCCUCCAAGCCACCUGCCCUCGUUCCCAAGUCCCCUAAACUCAGCAAGCAGCAUCAGGCGCCCGUAAUCUCCUCCUCCGCCGCCCACCACAACCGCAGCUCCAGACGCCACAUCACUGUAGCGAAAGACAAAACGACGGUGACUGUGAAAAGUAUCACAAAGUCUACCACCCCAAAAAAGGCGACCAGCAGCGGCACCAAGCAGGCCCAGCCACACGCACCCUCACCCGAGCCCAGAGGCGGCGGCCGACCCGAGCAGCACGCCACGAGCAGUCCCGUCCUCGCCAAAGGCAAGAAGGGGAAAUUAGCCUCGAUCUCACUCAGCCCCAUUAGCUACGGCGGAUCUCCUAUACGGGUUCCCACCGGCUCGUCCCAUGGCGGCAGGGUCAGCCAGACGGACAGCAGCUCCGACCUGUCGGACUGUCAGUCGGAGCCGCUCUCGGACGAGCAGCAGAAAGUUGUGGCCGCGGCCGCAAGCAGCGACGCGGAAUCCGGGACGGGCUCCAGCGAUCGGGAUCAGGUGGUAGGGGCUGAUAAUCCGCUGCAGGCAGGGUCGUCCUCAGAGACCGCUGCCGGGGAUGUUGAGGCAGUCGCUGAUGCUGCUGCUGCUGUUCAUUCGCAAGCAGUCGAGGCUGCCUCUGCAGCCGAGGGAGGCAUGGCUCAGGCGCAGUCUGGUUCAGGUGCACACGGAGAGCGAUGCGAGCAGGAGAAAACAAGCGCACAAUUCAAACUGCAACACCAUGGCGCGAAGCGUUUCAUCGAGGACGAUUUACUACGAGAAAUUGAAGACCUGCGUUCCGAGAACGACUACCUCAAGGAUGAGAUGGAGGAGCUGCGGGCGGAGAUGGAGGAGGUGCGCGACAGCUACCUGGAGGAGGAGGUGUACCAGGGCCAGGAGCUGCGGCGGGAGCUGGACCGCUCCAACAAGAACUGCCGCAUCCUGCAGUACCGCCUGCGCAAGGCGGAGCAGAAGGGUCUGCGGGCGGCGCAGACCGGCCACGUGGACGGAGAGCUGCUGCGCAACCUGGAGCAGGACCUGAAGGUGGCCAAGGACGUGUCGGUGCGGCUCCACAACGAGCUGGAGAGUGUGGAGGACAAGAGGAGCCGGGCGGAGGACGAGAACGAGACGCUGCGGCAGAAGAUCAUUGAGGUGGAGAUCUCCAAGCAGGCGGUGCACAACGAGCUGGACAGGGCCAAAGAGACGGCAUUACGACGGAGAGGGAGCAGGGAAUCAUUCAAAGACAAGAAAUCUAUGAGUCAGGAGGACAGCGCAGACCUCCGCUGCCAGCUGCAGUUCGCCAAGGAGGAGUCGACGCUCAUGAGGAAGAAGAUGGCCAAGCUGGGCCGGGAGAAGGACGAGCUGGAGCAGGAGCUGCAGAAGUACAAGUCGGUGUACGGCGACGUGGACAGCCCCCUGCCGCUGGCCGAGUGCUCGGGCGGCGGCCCCCACAGCACCCGCGAGGCGGAGCUGCGGCUGCGCCUCAAGCUGGUGGAGGAGGAGGCCAACAUCCUGGGCCGGAAGAUCGUGGAGCUGGAGGUGGAGAACCGCAGCCUGCGGGCGGAGAACGAGGACAUCCGCUGCCAGUACGAGCGCGACUGCUUCGGCCGCGAGCCCUUCUCCAGCAUGCCGUCGUCGCCCUACGGCGGCGACGCCCUGGAGUCGGCCAACGAGCUGCGGCGCCACCUGCAGUUCGUGGAGGAGGAGGCGGAGCUUCUGCGGCGCUCCAUCUCCGAGAUCGAGGACCACAACAAGCAACUGACCUCGGAGCUCAACCGCUUCAAGUUCGGGCCCUCCACCUCCGGCGGCGGUGCCACGGCGAUCGGGGAGGACGUCGGCGGUGGAAGCGGCGAGGGGGGGUCGUACCGCCCCGGCAACGGGAACGGCGGCGGCGGCAGCGGCCUGGUGAUGAUGGAGGAGCUGAAGGCGGCGCGCAUGCAGAUCAACGAGCUGAGCGGCAAGGUGAUGAAGCUGCAGUACGAGAACCGCGUGCUGAUGUCCAACGUGCAGCGCUGCGACCUGGCCGCCCACCUGGGCACGCGCACGGGCAGCCCCCGCGACAGCGACGCGGAGAGCGACGCGGGGCGGCGGGAGGCCGCCGAGGAAGAGGAGGCGGGGCGGCUCCUCCUCCUGCAGCCCAAGAGGGAGGGGCCCGUCGGCGGCGAGAGCGACUCGGAGGACCUCUUCGAGAGGACGGGGACCACCUCCGGGUUCGGCAGCCUCAAGCCGUCGGAGGGCAGCGAGCUCAGCGCGGCGGCGUUGGCGGCGCGGCGGCGGGAGGACCGCGAGGCGCUGUCCAACGUGAAGCGGGAGGCGGACCGGCUGGGGAAGACGGUGGACCGGCUGAUCGCCGACACGGACAGCCUGGUGUUCGACGGGAGGCCGCCGGCAACGGCCGGAGACUCCCCGGACGGGAGCGCGCCGUCGGGGGCGCCCCGGUCCCCCAAGCCGGACCCCCAGGUGCUGGACACCAUCAACACGCGCAUGAAGGCCUUCCGCACGGAGCUGCACAUCUUCAUGGAGAAGGUGGACCACCUGGGGGAGGGCAUGAGGGACCGGACCGACGACCUGUCGCCCAUGCCCCACCUCACCGAGUCCAGCAGCUUCCUGUCCACGGUCACCUCCAUGUCCCGCGACUCGCCCAUCGGCACCUUGGGGCGGGACCUGGCCUCGGACUUCCAGUCCGGUCAGAGGGAUGAGCUGGAGUGGCGACUAGGACAGGAGCGAGGCGCGGAGCCCCCCAGCCUGAGCCUGAGCCAGGGCGGGGGCCCCCCAGGCGGCCGGGGCGCCCUGUCCCAGGGCAGGGCGCUGGCGGCGGGACUCACUAGGUACCACCACAGGCCCCUGGGUCUGAACGUGGAGCUGCGGGACCCGGCGGGCUCGGAGAUCCAGUUCCGUGUGGAACACGAGCGAAGACACCGAGGGGCGGACCGGGAGGCCGGGGGGGCCCUGCCCCAGGGCCCCCUGGAGGAGGAGGAGGAGGAGGAGGAGCAGCGGGCGUGCCUGGAGGCCCGGCGCGGAGGCCUGCAGCUCCAGGGCCUGCAGGGCCCCGAGGGGCCCUGGGCCCAGGAGAGGGGCCUGCUGCAGCAGGAGCUGCGUCUCUUCAGGCACAACACGGUCAUCUUCUACAUGAAGCUGCGCUGGAUCCUCCUUCACUGGCGGCUGGACCGCAGGUCGGACCCCCGCGACGAGGCCCCGCACCCGGCAGAGUUUGAGAAGAUGGAGGGCAUCCCGGAGCUGGGGGGGCUCUCUGAGCAGGCAGAGGAGGGGACGGCCACCUGGGACCGACAGAGCACGCCUCGGACCCCAGGGGGCGACGUCCCCGACCAGGGGCCCGCCUUCCCCGACCCACAACAGCAUCAGCGACAGUUCGGGGAGAACCGGCGCAUGCUGCAGGCGCUGCGGACGCUGCUGGAGGAGUUCCGGGUGGAGGUGCGGGACGAGGAGGCGCGGCGGCGGCAGCUGCAGCAGUGCUACGCCAACGACAAGGCGGCCUGGGAGGUCAAGUGGGCCCAGAUGAAGUGUCAGGCUACCGCCCAGCUGGAGGACGCGCGGAGCGAAGGCGAGGGCAGCGGCGGCGGCGGCGGCGGGGGGGCGGGGGUCUCCCCGGAGGAGCGCGCCUCCCCCCGGCAGCAGGAGCGCGAGGAGCACCAGAGGCUGCUGGCGGAGAGCCACAACGCCUCGCUGGACCUGCGCUGGAAGCUGCAGCACGGGGAGCGCCGCUGGGGCCGGGAGCGCGCAGAGCUGCUGGAGCGCCAGGACCGGGAGCGCCAGGAGUGGGACAGCAGCGCCCGCGAGCUGCACCGCAAGAUGGAGCGGAUGCAGCGGGAGCUGACCUCCCGCCGGGCCGAGGGGGCGGACUUCAAGGAGGGGGGUCUGUCCGCCCCGCGUUCCCCUCGCUCCCCCCGCUCCCCUCGUUCGCCCUCGGCGGCGGCGGCGGCGCGCUCCCGCUCCGAGUCGGACGCCGCCGUGCCGGAGGACGUUCCGGGCGCCCGGGCCCGGCUCAAGGCCCAGACGGAGAGCCUGUUCCUGGACGCCCUGUCCCUGGACCCCAUGGGCGGCCUGGGGGCCCCGGCACCGUGCCGCCUGGACAGCGAGAAGAGGUUCCCCUGCAUGAAGGAGGCGCUGAAUGAGAUAUCCGAGCGAGAGAGCGGUCCCGAGUACCCUGAGGAGGAGAUGAGCGGUGGGAAUCUGUUCAGGUGCGCGUUCGCGUGCGCUCGUCUAAUCCGCAGAGCCAAGUCGGUGUGCUCCAUGAGCGACUUCCAGCGGCUGAUGGACAGCUCGCCGUUCCUCCCGGACAAGAGUCGCCACGGCGACCAGGAGCGGGACGACGCCACGCCCCCCCUGUCGCCCGACGACCUCAAGUACAUCGAGGAGUUCAACAGCAAGGGCUGGGACUUCCCCUCGGCCGGGGGGGCCGGCCCCGCGCCCCUGGAGGCCCUGGAGGCCUGGCCGUCGGAGCGGCCCCUGGAGGCCCACCCGGACCCCUUCACGCCGCCCGCCUGGUACCUCACCACCAGCGCCACCCUCACCACCAGCACCCUGAGCAGCCCCGAGCACUGCCACGCCAUGCCAGCCGGCGAGGUCGGCGCCGACCACUACGCGGUCCACAUCCUCCACAGCCCCCCCCGGCCCCUGGUGGUGUCCGAGUGCGCGGCCGCCGCGGGCUCCGCCGACGCCGACUUCCUGUACCCCCGAGGGAGCAAAUCCAGAGGCGCUGGGGCGGAGGGCGUGUCCGGGACGGCGGCGACGGCGGACGAGGUGUUUGGCGGCGGCGGUGGCGUCCGCUGGUCCGGCCAGCCGCCCCUCUGCCCCACGGUGGGCUACGCCUCCUCGCUGGACCUGCAGCUCUCCCGGAACCUGAGCGACGACAUGAAGGAGGUGGCGUUCUCCGUGCGGAACGCCGUCCGCUCGCCGCCGGGCCCGGCGCUGCGGGACACGGCGUGCCAGACCAACGGCUUCACCACGCGCGGCACGCAGACCACGCAGACCAUCAGCGUGGGCCUGCAGACGGACGCGCUGCGCGCCCCGACCAGCAGCCCCCACCGCUGCCACACCCCCAAGGGCGGGGGCUCCACGCCCGUCUCCUCGCCGUCCCGCGGCCCCCGCAAGGUGCCCUACUCGCCCGGGGGCCAGAGCAAGUUCGAGCGGCCCUGCUGCUCGCCCAAGUACGGCUCGCCCAAGCUCCAGCGCAAGCUGUCGGCGUCGGGGAAGGGGUCGGCGGAGCUGGCGCCCGCCUGCAGCCGGACGCCGCCCCCGGCUCUCGUCGCCCCCGCCGCCGCCGCCGCCGGCAGCGCCGCGGCGCCGAAGGGCAACAGCGAGUCGGCGUGGGCGCGCUCCACCACCACGCGCGACAGCCCCGUGCACACCACCAUCAACGACGGCCUCUCCAGCCUCUUCAACAUCAUCGACCACACGCCCGUGGCCUACGACCCGCUGCAGAAGUUCAACAAGUCGCCCAGCCGCGCCGCCAGGGCCACGCCGCCGCCCACGGCCGAGCCCAGCCCCGCCCACGCAGCCCCGGACCCCUGGGUGGCGGCGGCGGUGGCGGCGCAGGAGUACCCCCGGGCGUGUCGCGGGCGUUCGCCCAGCCCCGUGGAGAUGCACGGCGGGGAGAGGACCCCCGAGGUGGGGCCCAGCGUGCGGCAGGACCUGUCGGCGCCGCCGGGCUACUCGCUGGCGGAGAACGCGGCGCGCAUCCUCAACAAGAAGCUCCUGGAGCAGGGCUGCAGGGAGGAGAGGAGGCCGUCGGCCGGGGGCCCCGGGGGGCCCGGACACAACGGCAGGGACGGCUCCAGGCACACCGACGCGGACAGAGGCGCGGCCGGAUGUAUCGAGGACCUUCCACGCUCCCCGGUGGCCCCGCCCCUCGACUCCUGCUUCCUGAGGCCGGCGCGCCCCGCCCACCGCCGGCCCCCCUCCCGCUGGGCCACACACUCCCCCACCUCCUCCCCCAGGUGGAGCAACGGGGCGCAAAAGAGGUUCACCUUCCCCCCACCACUGGAACACAGCAAGAGCAUACCGGAGCAGGAGGAGGCGGGGCUACAGGAGCACUCUCCCACAUAA